This is a messenger RNA of Schistocerca nitens (vagrant locust), 4230 nucleotides long. RefSeq names its product ATP-binding cassette sub-family C member 4-like. The record is from RefSeq and is a predicted model, not a curated record. The transcript has 25 exons. Gene Ontology annotation, cellular component: membrane. Gene Ontology annotation, biological process: transmembrane transport. The coding region runs from base 59 to 4060 and encodes 1333 amino acids. Lineage: Eukaryota; Metazoa; Arthropoda; Insecta; Orthoptera; Acrididae. Gene Ontology annotation, molecular function: ABC-type transporter activity; ATP binding; ATP hydrolysis activity.
CCCCGAUAGUCAGUGAUGAGAAGUACGUGAAGAGUGGAAGGAAACAAAACCCGCAGCAAUGGACGCUAAGGUUUACACAUCAAAAGCCAACCCCAAGGCGACGGCAAACCCUGUCUCAAAGCUCUUCGUGUGGUGGAUGCGGGAGCUCGUGUGGAAGGGGGACCUCACAGAAGACGACCUGUUCGUCCGCCUCGACUGUGACGCCACGGAGCAUCUGGGAGACAGGCUGCAGAAGUCAUGGGAUGAAGAACUUACACGGGCCAAAGAGAAGGGCAGCAGACCGAGUUUAGCGAGAGCUAUUGUAAGGACAUUCUGGUUGCGCUAUUUUACCUACGGAGUCCUAUACCUUUUCGACAAAGUCAUCCUCAGAGUCGCGCAGCCGUUGCUCCUGGGGAUGGUUAUUCAAUACUUCAGCCCAGACAGCGACAUUUCGCAGCAGGAAGCCUACCUAUACGCCAGCCUGAUGGUAGUCAUCAACUUCGUGAUGAUGUUCUGCCAGCACCACUACAACAUGCUGACUACCUACGUCGGCAUGAGAGUGAGGGUUGCCUGCUGCUCUCUAAUUUAUAGAAAGGUGCUGCGCAUCAACAAGCAGUCGAUGGACGCCACUGCCACCGGCCAGGUGAUCAACCUGAUGUCUAACGACGUGGCCCGCUUCGACGUGGCGUCGAUAUACGGCAACUUCCUUUGGCUGAGCUUCCUGCAGCUGGCGCUCGUCACUUACUGCUUGUACCGCUACGUGUCCUGGGCUGCCUUCGCCGGUGUCGUCUACCUCGUUCUGAUGACAGUGCCGCCACAGACUUAUAUGGGGAGACUGUCUGCGCGUUUCCGUAAGCGAGUGGCCGUCCGGACUGACGAGAGGAUGAGGAUGAUGAACGAGCUGGUGCAGGGCAUACAGGUGGUCAAGAUGUACGCCUGGGAGAAGCCCUUCGCCAAGCUCGUGGCCAUGGCCAGGAAGUCUGAAGUGCACAAGCUGUUACACGCAGCCUACCUCAGAAGCUUUCUUUUGGCAUCGGCCGUCUUCAUAGAGAGGUCCUCUCUCCUCGUCACAUUACUGGCAUACUUCUUGGGUGGCAAAAUUGCAGGCCCUUAUCAGAUAUUCGCAAUGGCUCGUUUCUACAACGUCCUCAACGCUUCCUUAGCCAUUAUGUUUCCCAUGGGCAUUGCAACAGUACAAGAGGCUCGAAUUUCUGUCCGCCGUAUCGAGGAGUUCCUGUUAAAGCCAGAGUCCACAACCGAGGCCAGCGGCGCAGGAGCAGCACGCGUGGACGUCUCCUUGCAGCACGUGACCGCCACGUGGGAUGGCGUGAGUCCUGCUGUGGCCGCCAUAAACCUCAACGUCCCCGCCGGCAAGCUUUGUGCGAUUGUGGGCCCCGUUGGUUGCGGAAAGAGUUCCCUGUUGUACCUGCUGAUAAAUGAGCUCUCUCCGUCGUCUGGAAACCUAAGGAUUGGUGGAAAAGUGUCGUACGCUUGCCAGGAGCCGUGGGUAUUCGUGGGCAGCGUGCGGCAGAACAUCCUGUUCGGGCAGCCGUAUGAUCAUAAGAAGUACCAGCGCGUGGUGGAGGUGUGCGCCCUGUCCAGGGACUUUGAGCUGCUGCCGUACGGCGACCAGACGCUGGUGGGCGAGAAGGGCAUCACCCUCAGCGGCGGACAGAGGGCCAGGGUCAGCCUCGCCAGAGCAGUUUAUCGUGAAGCGGAUAUUUACUUGCUUGAUGAUCCCUUAUCUGCGGUCGAUACCCAUGUUGGGAAGCACCUCUUUGAUGAAUGCAUCGCCUCCUAUCUGGGAGGCAAGACCAGGAUCCUGGUAACUCACCAGCUUCAGUACGUGCAGGGAGCUGACAACAUCGUGGUGCUCAACAAGGGAAGGAUAGAACAGCAGGGCAGCUUCGACGAGAUCCUCCAGAGCGGUGUCAGCUUCUCAAAGCUGAUGAGCAGUUCGGAGGAGGACGGAGACACGGAUCCAGCGAGUAUGAGGCGCACGCACAGCACUCGAAAAUCAUUGCUGGCACGCGAAAAAAAUUUUAAUCGUUCCUUGACUGUUGGAUCUGAGAGGAGUAACAUGAUCACCUACGAGAGAAAAACUUCAAAUUCGUCUAAAGUGAAUGCGAUUGCUGAAGAGACUGGAAAGCUACACAGAGAUCCCGCAGAGCAGGACAACAGCGAGAAGGUGCUGGACGCGGAGUUCAGGUGGUCGACCAUCUGGCAGUACUACGGGGCUGCCGGGGGCGUGGGCCCGCUGCUCUCCGUGGUCGCCUUGCUGCUCAUAGCGCAGGUCAUCACCAGCGGCUCCGAUUACGUCGUAACCUACUGGUCUAGUACGGAGGUAGUGAGGAUGUCCCUGCAGAAGCGGGUGGAAGCCGGCGGCGGCCGCAACCAGACGCUCUCUGAAGAACUGGCGUCGCUGCCGCCCAGCGAGUUCUUCCUCGAGCUGUACGGCGGCCUCGUGCUGGGCUGCAUCCUGCUCAACCAGAUACGGUCCGUGGCGUUUUUCAUCCUGUCCAUGCGAGCAUCUCGCAGCCUGCACAACACCAUGUUCAACUCCGUACUGAGAGCAGCUAUGCGCUUCUUCGACACGAAUCCCUCUGGCAGAAUACUCAAUAGGUUUUCUAAGGACAUCGGAUCUAUCGAUGAACUGUUACCACAGUUCGUUAUCGUGAUGGUUCAGAUCUACCUUGUGCUCUGCGGAAUUUUGGCCAUGGUCCUAGUGGUGAACUACGUUCUCAUCAUACCCAUGGUCAUAGUCGGUGGAGUAUUCAUUUUUGUGGCUAGACUUUUCAUGUCUACUGGGAGAAGUGUGAAGAGACUUGAAGGCAUCCGUAGAAGUCCCGUAUUUUCUCAUCUUUCCGACACGCUCAACGGAUUGGCAACAAUAAGGGCAUCAAGUGUCCAAGAUGUAGUUAGGAAGGAAUUCGAUGGGUACCAGGACCGCCACACGUCAGCGUGGUUUCUGUACGUAACAAACGCUUCUGCCCUCGGCAUAUGGUUGGACUUACUUAGCAGCAUUUUCGCUACUAUCGUCACCUUCAGCUUCUUCCUCUUGUCAGAAGGGUCCUUUGGCGGCUCCGGCGUGGGGCUGGCUAUUUCGCAGUCUCUCGUUCUGACCAGCAUGCUCCAGCACGGCAUACUGCAGAUGACCGAGGUUGUCAGCCAGAUCACGUCAGUGGAGAGGGUGCUCGAGUACACCAGAAUUCCGCCUGAAGCACCUCUGGAGUCUCCACCAGACAAGAAACCACCUGCAACAUGGCCACAGCGAGGGCAGGUCAUCUUCCAAAACAUUUACCUCAAGUACAGCCAAACGGACCCUCCAGUUCUCAAGAACCUUAAUUUCACCAUUGAAGCUACACAUAAGGUUGGCAUUGUUGGCCGAACGGGCGCAGGGAAGUCGUCGCUUAUCUCCGCCCUGUUCCGGCUGGCCCCACUAGAGGGGGCGAUCCUGGUUGACGGCGUGGACACCAGCACGCUGGGCCUUCACGACCUGCGGAAGCGCAUCUCCAUCAUCCCGCAGGAGCCCGUGCUCUUCUCAGAGACUCUCCGCUUCAACCUGGACCCAUUCUCAGAGUUUGACGAUGCGAUGUUGUGGAACGCACUUGAGGAGGUGGAGCUCAAAUCCAGUAUACAGACGCUGGACUUCCAGGUGACGGAGGGCGGCAGUAACUUCAGCGUGGGCCAGAGGCAGCUGCUGUGUCUGGCGAGGGCCAUACUCAGGAACAACAGGAUCCUGGUGCUCGAUGAAGCAACCGCCAAUGUCGACCCAGAGACUGAUGCUCUCAUUCAGGCUACAAUACGUAGGAAGUUCAAACACUGUACAGUGCUGACGAUAGCCCACAGACUUAACACCAUUAUGGAUUCUGACAGAGUCCUCGUGAUGGACGCAGGGACUACGGUGGAAUACGAUCACCCUCACAUUUUGUUGCAAAAUCCAAGUGGUUUUCUGUCAAAGCUUGUAGAAGAGACGGGAACUGCAAUGGCGGAACAGUUAAAUAUUGUUGCUAAGGAGAGCUAUGCUGAGUUAACUGCUACAACAGAAGAAACAAAGAAUGAGCAGAUUACAAAACUUUGAAGCUCCGUCAGCGUGCCUCAUCGUAAUUACAGUGCCUUGCUGGGGGAGCUGAAGCAAAAGCAUUUCUCAGUGUAAAUGUUCUUGUAAGCAACUGUGAUAUUAGUGAAUGAGAAACAAUGGUAGUUAUUACUUGUUACAGACAGUGAGUCAUGCUGUUAACGUCAUAGCCA